AUGUGUGGAAGGUAUGCGCUGGCCUUGCGGCCUUCGGAGGUCCGCCAGCAGCUCGAGCAGUCGCACAUGCCAGUCGAAGAGGCACCCGACGACGAUAGCAACGUGCGCCAGAGCUACAACUUCGCCCCCGGCUAUCAUGGCCUUGUAUACCGAGCAGACGGUCCCGAGACUGGCGGUCAGGAGGAAGAUACGACGGAAGACACCAAGUACAAACUGCAGUCUAUGCAAUGGGGUCUCGUACCCUUCUGGACGAAGCGCAACCCCGACUACGGCUCGAAAAUGAAGACGAUCAACUGCCGGGACGACUCGCUAAUCGAAGACCGCGGCAUGUGGACGACCAUGAAGAAGAAGAAGCGCUGCAUCAUCGUGGCACAGGGCUUCUACGAGUGGCUGAAGAAGAACGGGGGCAAGGAGAAGCUGCCACACUUUACCAAGCGCAAGGACGGCCAGCUCAUGUGCUUCGCUGGACUAUGGGACUGUGUGCAGUUCGAGGACUCGAGCGAGAAGCUUUACACCUACACCGUCAUCACCACCGACUCGAACAAGCAGCUCAGCUUUCUGCACGACCGUAUGCCCGUCAUCUUCGACAACGGCUCAGAUGCCAUUCGUACCUGGCUGGACCCGACGCGCACAGAGUGGAGCACAGAACUGCAGUCGCUGUUGAAACCAUACGAGGGCGAGUUGGAGUGCUACCCGGUCAGCAAAGACGUAGGCAAAGUUGGCAAUAACUCGCCGUCUUUUCUCGUGCCAAUCAACAGCGCAGCCAACAAGAACAACAUUGCCAACUUCUUCGGCGACCAACGAAAGGCCGCUGAGACGAAGGCAGAGGAGCAAUCUGUCGACAAAGCACAGCAUGAUCUGGAUGCCUCGACAGACAAAAAAGGUCAGAUCAAAGUCGAGCACGACGCUGAUGAGACGCGUGUCACAACCAACCGCAUGGAAGGUACCGAAGAUAACGCGCCAUUGCCCAUCCCAGCGACGUCGCCAAAAGGCAUCAAGCGGGAGCACGACGAUGUGACCGAUGGCACCGCAGAGUCUGAGCCACAGCACAAGCGCAACAAACCCACCGCGUCUGUCUCGCCUACCAAAAGCCCUGCGAAGAAGUCAACACCCGCGAAGAAGCAAGGUACCAGAAGUGCCACGAGUAACGGCAGUGCAGCGAAGACGUCCAGGGCGGAUGGUUCGCGGAAGAUCACAUCCUUUUUCAGUAACAAGUGA
Molecule: messenger RNA, 1218 nt
Organism: Alternaria novae-zelandiae
Lineage: Eukaryota; Fungi; Ascomycota; Dothideomycetes; Pleosporales; Pleosporaceae
Exons: 3
Coding region: 1-1218 (405 amino acids)
Biological process (GO): DNA damage response
Molecular function (GO): single-stranded DNA binding
Source: RefSeq, a predicted model, not a curated record